Molecule: messenger RNA, 515 nt
Organism: Xenopus tropicalis (tropical clawed frog)
Lineage: Eukaryota; Metazoa; Chordata; Amphibia; Anura; Pipidae
Gene: mrps6
Product: mitochondrial ribosomal protein S6
Biological process (GO): translation
Cellular component (GO): mitochondrial inner membrane; mitochondrial small ribosomal subunit; mitochondrion
Molecular function (GO): structural constituent of ribosome; rRNA binding
Source: RefSeq, marked provisional
GUCGGAUCUGGGCAGAGCCAGCACCUCUAGAGCAGAAUCAGAGCCGCCGCCGCCGUGUGCUAGUACCGAGCAGCCAUGCCCAGAUACGAAAUGGCUCUGAUCCUCAAGGCCAUGCAGAGGCCUGAAACCGCUGCUACAUUAAAGCGUACGAUUGAGGCUCUCUUCGAAGGGGGGGCUGUUGUACGCAACCUGGAAAAUUUAGGAGAAAAAGCUCUUCCAUACAAAAUCUCCAAGCACAACUUGCGGCACACUCGAGGAGGGUAUUUCUUGAUAGAUUUCCAUGCCCCUCCGACCAUCAUUCCAAGCAUGUUGGACCACUUGUCUCGGGAUAUUGAUGUCAUCAGACCGACAAUCCUGAAACAGGAGCAGCAGAAGGAAGAGAAAGAGUGUCCGGGAAUCCUCCCAGUCAACCUCGAGGCCAAGUUCAAGAGCAGGCGAAAAUGAUCCCCACUUUAGUCCUUGUAUAAAGCAUGUAUAUUUGUAUGAGCUUUAAUAAAUAAAUGUCUUUACCAGUG